Messenger RNA from Naegleria lovaniensis, 1998 nucleotides. RefSeq lists its product as uncharacterized. Gene Ontology annotation, biological process: regulation of DNA-templated transcription. The coding region runs from base 1 to 1998 and encodes 665 amino acids. Gene Ontology annotation, molecular function: DNA-binding transcription factor activity, RNA polymerase II-specific; zinc ion binding. NCBI's taxonomy places the organism in Eukaryota, Heterolobosea, Eutetramitea, Acrasida, Naegleriidae. The record is from RefSeq and is a predicted model, not a curated record. The transcript has a single exon.
AUGUUGCCAAAUCAAUUGACCUCAUCUUCUUCCUCCUUGGAUGAAUCACAGACUCUGCAGUCCGAUUCAAACACAAUCAUCUCACUACCACAACAAUCUCACAAGGCUUGUAUUGCGUGUAGGAAAUCUCAUAAACGUUGCUCUCGGAAUUUGCCAUCGUGUUCUCGAUGUCAAAGCAAAGGCUUGGAAUGUGUCUAUGAAGGAUUGGUUUCAAACGCAAGUCAGCAACAACAACACAAUAUUCAUCAUCAUCAUCAAAAACCACCCUAUUCAUCAAGUACAUUGGUACAGCAUUCAAGAAUGAAUCCAAUCGGAACUCAAACCAAUUCAAAUCCGUAUCAUAACGUUCGUUCUGGAAAUGAUAAGAAUACAAUUCAGGAUAACAUUAAAACAGUGAAAUUAAAUACACUGCAGACCUAUUCGGAAAUUAUUUGUAUGGGAAAUCCAUUAUUUGAAAUGAAACAGCUGGAAGAGAUGAUGUUCUUGAGUUUAGAUGAAUUAUGUACCAAUCGUAAAGAUAUUCUUUCGUUUUUACUUUCCAUUCAAGCGUUGUGUGAGCAGAGAUUUGGUUAUACGGAUUUCUCUGAAAAAUCAAUUGCUAGGGCCAAACAAAUUCUUUCUCAUGUCUAUGAAGAUUGUGACAAUCAAUAUGUGGCAUGUACUUGUGUAAAUUUCGCACUCUAUUUUGCUGGAGAAGGCAACAAACAAAAAGCAAGGUAUUAUCUUUCACGUGUUGAUAAUUUUAUAUCCGAAUUGAAAAUUUAUGCGAAUGGUAGAAUUCCGAAUUUACAAGAGGCACUGAAAGUGAGACAACAACAUUGCAUGGGAUCUGACGUUGUUUUAAUUUUAAAGAAUUUUCUCAUUUACAAAUAUGUGACAGAUCUUGUGGCCAGUCAAAUGAAUCCACUGCCUGAUGCCAAAACAGUUGAAGAAACAUUUUCACUUCUUGUAGGUUUGUCAUUACCUCAAGAAUUUAAAAAAACAGUGGAGUACAAUAAUUUAGAGGAUCCCAAUGUACUUGAAGAUCGAAUUAAGGGAAUGGAAGCCAUAUAUAAUUUAAUUCACAUUUCAUGUAAACAAGGAGUGGCUUCGGAUUUUAUUCAAUCCAUUUACGAUUUUGUACGAAUAGUAGUGGUUUCUGGGUUGAGAAUUGCUUUCAUCGCUCUUGCCAAACCUGAAGUCUCUUCUUUGAAUGUUGAUGCAACAAACAACAAGUGGUCGAUUCUCCUUGAACAAUCAGCACUUCAUUUGAGUGAACUGACACAAAGUGAGCUUUUUCAUUUUGUUUCUCCACUGUUGACACCGUUUUUCUUGUUGGCAUUCAAUGCAAAUCUUGAAAUUGCAAAAUCCAUAGAAAGAGGUGAAAGAAACAAUCAUGGACCAUUUCCAAGCUUUGAUGAAGUGACAAGAAUCAAAGGCCUCAACGAGUUGUAUCCCAUACAGAAAGUCUUGUCGCCAAGUGUGGAUUAUUUUCAAGUUGUGGAACGAGAUUUGAGGGCUCUUCGACUUCUCUCUACGAGAUACAAAUACGUCUACGAGUUUGCUGACAUUAUUGAAAAGUUUUUGAAAGAGAGGAAACCAGCCAGUGCCACAACUGAAUAUUUCUCAUCCGAGUCGUCCUUGUUGGGCGACUCUUCUUCAGCAGCUGGUGCGCUUGAGAGCUAUUUAGGAUUUUCUAUGGAUCUCCUCUCAACACAACAGCCCUCAAUGAAUAAUACCAUGCGACGAACAGCCACCUACUACUCUCAAAUGAGAAAAUUCAUUUCGAAACUGAAUUCAUCGUUUGAUAAGGUAGUUUGCCCGAGUGGUAGUAGUAGUAGCCAUUCCAACAACAACAAAAACAGCAGCAAAACAGAUGAAGAUAUGAUUGAGGAAUGUUUGCAAUUCCUGCAAGAUGACGACAUUGAGUUGGACCCUCUACUAUCUCAAAUGCUCAACGGACAAGAAUUCAUUGAUUACUUUUGUGAACAAGAUGGCAAAGUGGUUGAAAAGAUCUAG